AUGGUUUACUUGAUAACAAUGAUGUCGAUCAUCGUUAUUUGUGCUACAUCCAAGCUAGCCAGAAAAGCCAAACGUUCAAUGGUUAGUGGGCGAAAGUGUAGUCAACCAAGUUGUUCAACCAUUCCAGCAAACGCUUUCGAACUAGCUCCUCUUCCUGGUUUAUCAGCAGUUCUAAUCUGCACCGUAAUUUACGCCGUAAGUACAAGCGCACAGGGAUGCCAGCAUGGUUACAUGCGACACAACACACAUUUAGUCUGCAAUGGAAAAAUCGGUGCCGUUACGAAUACGACAGAGUUGUACUUCAACAGGCUUCAGUCAGAGCUAUGCAUUGAAAUUUUUACGGAAAUAGGACAGUGGGCACAGCCAAAUUUGUCGAAAAAGUGGAAUUCAAAUGUGCUAAAGUCACUUCACAAGAAUGACAAGAAGAUGCCCACGAUUCCCGGAUCCAGUCUCCAAAACAGCACAGGCGACAAAGCUAAACCUGUGCGUCCUCUGCCUGAAAACGGCACAUGA
This is a messenger RNA of Necator americanus (New World hookworm), 513 nucleotides long. RefSeq lists its product as uncharacterized. The coding region runs from base 1 to 513 and encodes 170 amino acids. The record is from RefSeq and is a predicted model, not a curated record. The transcript has a single exon. Lineage: Eukaryota; Metazoa; Nematoda; Chromadorea; Rhabditida; Ancylostomatidae.